AUGGCCGGGGUUCAGAAAUCGAAAGAUGGGGUACCUCAGUGGGAUGGGGACUCUGCUUCGUUCCAAGAAUAUGAAGAAACAGCACUUCAAUGGGAACAGAGCAUAGCAUACCAUAAGAGGUACUUAGCUGGACCUAGGUUGGUAGCUGAACUGUCAGGAUCAGCUCGGAAGCAUGUGAUGGGGAAGCGGCCAGAAUGGCUGUCCUAUGACGGGGGUGUGGCACAUUUGCUGAGCCACCUUCGUAACUGCCUGGGACGACCCACCAUUCCGGAGCUGACCGAGUUCCUCAACCGCUACUUCAGACAGAGUAGACGCAGAAGAUUCGAGACCAUGAAUCAGUAUAUCACCAGGAAGAAUGAGAUCUACCACCGUGCUCGCCAGGCACUUUCUCGAGUACAAAGCCAUUACCAACGAGAUCGUGAUCCAAGGCCUGCAUGGCAAGGAAAGCACUGGUGGCAGCCCCCCCAUCAGACUUGGUGGGAAGGCUGGCAGCCAGAGACUCCCUCAGAGGCACCUGUCAGUGAGGUUGAGCCCGGUGCUUCCGAACCAGCGGCAGUCGGGUCUGAGCCCACAGGAGGGCCUGCAGAUGAUGAUGAUCGCUGGGAGCACUAUGUACACCACACGUCCUCUCACUACCAGUCAUGGCAGUGGACCUCACAGCCAAAGGCGAGCUAUGGGAGUGGGAGCACCUAUGAUCCCAGCGAGGAUGAGCCUUGGAAGCUUCACACCGAUGAGCUCCUUCUUGAAUUUCUUCAGGGAUGGUACAUGUUGAUCGAUGCGGGUUUGGACAGCACCUCCCGCAACAUGGUCCAGACAGCCCUCAAAGAGGAUUACCGAGUGAAUCGGGUGUCGCAAGAACUACGACAACAGUGGCCUGAUGAUGACCUGAAGAAGUUUGACCAGCAGAACAAGGGCACUGCCUAUCUCCAGGAUGAGGUGGACGCCGAGGAUGAUGAGUGGCCAGACGCCUGGGCCACAGAUGAUCUCACCGAAGAAGCACAGGUCCUUUUUGGAGCUGCAGAAAAAGAAGCUCAGGAAGCCUAUGCGAUGAUACAGCAAGGACGAAGAACCUUGCGUGAAGCUCGAGCUCGUCAACACCAAAUGAGGUUGAAUCGUCAGUACUACAAGAACACCUUUUCCAAGGACAAGGUCUAUGGCAACCGCUCCUCUUCUUCUUCGCAGAGUAGUUCCAAUGUGGCGACUUGCCUGCGUUGUGGCAAACAGCACAGGACCUCAGACUGCCCCAUUGGCCGCGACAAGUCCGAGGGGCAGCCACAGGCCCAGCAUGCAGAAGAGGCACCGUUUGUAUGUUUCACAGAAGACCCAGUGGCUUGUGCGGCUCAGACGACUCAGUCCUUGAAGUCAACUCGUGAGGCCGUGAUGUCUGGCUAUGGAGUGAUUGAUGGUGGUGCAACACGCACGUUGGGCUCAGUCACCGCAAUCCAGUCCGUGAUGGACCUCAACCAGAACAAGUACGGUGACCAUGGUAUCACCGAAGUGGACGUAGCCAACAAGCCCACGUUUGGUUUUGGCAAUAGCUCUCAGAACCAGUGUAUCUCUACGGCCCAACUCAAGAUCAAGGCCAAUGGGAAGCCAGGCACCUUGCAGAUCCACGCUCUGAACCAAGGUCAAGGACCUAUCUUGAUCUCCAUCGACACCUUGCGCCAGUUGAAGGCAGUGAUUGACUUCAGCGAAGAUCUGAUGGUGCUUCGCGCCCUUGAUGACUCCAAGAUGAUUCCCCUAGAACGCUCAGCUGCAGGACACCAAUUGCUGCCGCUGACUGAGGACCUGAUGAAGCAUGCAAUGCCAUGCACUCGACAGGGACAUCUCCUCUCUGAUUCCCCGCCUGAGGAAGAAAGGGAGGGCAGUUUGUGUCAGGCAACUGUUUUGACAGCCACCGUGAACCUACCUCAUCGGCAUCUACAACUGAGUGCCAUGUCUCGCAUGAGUCAGAAGGAUCUUCGUGCCGAGAUCCAGCGGUUGGGAGAGGAUCCUCCUCAGAAGUGGACCAAGGCCGAACUACAGCACCGCCUGUCAGAGCUCUAUGUGGAAAAGGAUGUGACACCACCGGGCCAGAAACCUCCGACCGCCCUGCGCCAGCAGGUGAUCGCCAUGAACACCAACAGCAAGACCAAGAAGCUCCUGCAGAUGUGGUGCCAAAAUACGUUGGGCAUGCCAAUCUCGGGCAACGAGACAAUCCCUCAGUUGCAGAGUGCUGCAAUGACCCGCAUCUACCAGGAGACCACUCCGGAUGCGCAGGAUCCAGUGGGAUUUAGCAAGGCAGCCUCCCUGACUUACCAGGAGAUUGCCACCGACCAGCAGUACUGCAAUUGGGUCAAGACUACAGCGGCCGAGGGAGGUUGCUCAGUUCAGCUUUCGCGCCUAGCGAAGUGGCUGGUGACCCAAGAGACUCAGCCCACACGCACCAUGGAUGUCAAGAUGAACUACCUCAAACAGGAGCCAUCGCCGGUGAAGAACAAGCCUAUGCAAUCAGUAGACCUCAAGAGCAGUGCCAGCCAGUCCAGCAUGAGCGACUCCACGGUACAGAUCCUAUGUCAGCUGACCGAAGCUGUGAAGGACCUCAAGGAGGAAGUGGCAGAUCUUCGCCAAGAUCAACCUCGACGCACCCGGAAGAAGGACAGCGAGAUCAGUUUCAGCAUGGCCCACUGGAAGUUGGGAGUUUGCGAACAGGCCAUUCAGGGUGUAAAGACCCUAAUGGAUAAACUGGCUGAAGGGACUGACUUUGAGACCACAGUGGAGCGCAUGAAACAAGCAGAACAAGCUCAUUCUGAAUGGAACGCAGCUGAAAGAAUCCGACGUGCCCUGCAAUCCCGUGGCAAUAGACCACAGAAUUACCAGCCUGGAGAUUUGGUGUUUUACUGGAGGAAACAAGUAUCUGGAAAGUAUCACACCAGUCAACAGCAAAAGACUGGCUGCUUUUUGGGUCCAGCAAGGAUCUUAGCCACCGAGACUCACCGAGAUUCAGAUGGCAACCUGCGACCUAGCAGCUCAAUCUGGGUUAUUCGUGGUCGACGGUUGAUCAAGUGUUGCCCCGAGCAACUUAGACCAGCCACACAACGUGAAGAACUUCUGGAGCACCUACAUGAAGAUACCGAGAACAAAGCACCAUGGACUUUUACAAGAUUGACCGAUGGUCUUGGGGGAAAUGAGUUUGAAGAUGUCACCUCACAGGUACCUACCCUGGAAGAAUGGCACCAAGGACAAAGUGAUCCUCAGCUAUCAACUUCCUCAAGUUCAAGACCACAACACUCCAGUGGCUCUCAGAUGCCAGUGGAGAUGGACCCACCAGAUGCGCCUAUGGCACCACCAGCAACACCCAGGAUGCGUGUCUGGGGAAAGCGCAGUGAGCAGCCAGCUCCAAGCAGCACUCCUCCUCUCACACGACAGCGAGUAGGAGCUCCCGAAGCUGGAGCAGAACUGGUAACUCAGGAGGCUUGGUACAACAUGACGACGGAGACAAGCCGCCAAGAAGCAUGUGGCAAAGAUCAGUGGCAAGACUCCACAUCCAUCGUGGAGGUGGCCAUAGACUUGCCUGAGACCAACCGCAGCCGACGGAGCUUCAUCAAUGACCUGGAGGGUUACUUUGUUGGCGCCUUAAAGAGACGUGCAGUGGAGGUCAGCAUGAAAAACCUGACCUCAGCAGAACGAGAAGGUUUUGAACAAGCAAAGGCAGUGGAAGUGAAGAAUUUCAUUGCGGCAAGGGCAUUCGAGGCUUUGCCCCCUGAGCUACGACCUCCAGAAGAAAAAGCUAUCAAGAUGAGAUGGCUUCUUACCUGGAAAGUCAAAGAGGACGGCAGUACCAAGCCCAAGGCUCGGGCAAUUUUGCUUGGGUACCAGGAUCCAGAGUACGAACAUCGAUCUACAACAUCACCGGUGAUGACCAAACAAACACGACAACUGAUGCUAGCAGCAACAGCUCGUUUUGGUUGGAAGGUUUGGAAAGGCGAUGUAACAGGUGCUUUCCUACAAGGACGUACGUAUCCUGGCGAGCUCUAUUGCAUACCAUGUGAUGAGAUAUGCAGCGCAAUGGGCCUCGACAAAGGCAGCAUCACACGUGUGAGAAAAGGCUGCUAUGGUUUGGUGGACGCCCCCAUAGAGUGGUAUCGCUCCGUGAGCGAAUAUCUGGAAACACUAGGUCUGGUAAAAAGCUGGAGCGAUCCAUGCUUGUGGAUGUGGAAACCUCAAGGAAAACUGCAGGGCCUGAUAGCAGGACAUGUGGACGAUUUCCUUUUUACAGGGCCACCUCACUGCCCAGCCUGGAACGAAAUUCUGGAAUCCAUCAAGAACAAGUUCAAAUGGACCGACUGGGAGACCAAGUCUUUUACCCAGUGUGGAGUUUUGGUGGAGGAACAGCCGGAUGGGUCUUUUCACCUGUCUCAGAAACAGUAUGUGGAGAAGAUACCAGAGAUUUUCCUGAAUGCCACACGCAAAAAGCAGAGCAAUGAGACCACCACUGACCGCGAAAAAGGGCAACUACGUGCCACACUAGGCGCACUGAGCUGGUAUGCCCAGCAGACGGCACCACAUGUGUCAGCAGAAGUAGGCCUUUUAUUGUCAGAAGUUUCUAGCAGUACAGUGGAGACAAUUGUAAAGACCAAUCGUCUCGUGUCUUUUGUAAAGGUGGUUUGCUUCAGUGCGCCGAAGGACCUCCCGCGGGCCAACUGGGCCAGUCCCUUCUACAGCAGCUUGAUCUCCUCAGCCACGCAG
Messenger RNA from Cladocopium goreaui, 4728 nucleotides. NCBI's taxonomy places the organism in Eukaryota, Dinophyceae, Suessiales, Symbiodiniaceae. The record is from the annotation of a GenBank genome assembly.